Messenger RNA from Lepisosteus oculatus (spotted gar), 1805 nucleotides. Lineage: Eukaryota; Metazoa; Chordata; Actinopteri; Semionotiformes; Lepisosteidae. The record is from RefSeq and is a predicted model, not a curated record.
AUCUAUCUCUCUUUUCAUCCAGAAAGACCCUACAGCUCUCUCGGCAGCUGAAGGAUCAGGUGAUGGAGGCACAAGCCUGCUACAGCCUUGGCAACACCUACACGCUCCUGCAGGAGUAUGAGAGGGCCAUAGACUAUCACCUCAAACACCUGCUGAUUGCCCAGGAGCUCACUGACAGGGUGGGAGAAGGCCGGGCCUGCUGGAGCCUUGGUAACGCAUAUGUGUCUCUGGGCAAUCACCGACAGGCUCUGCACUUUGUUAGAAAGCACCUGGAAAUCUCUGUUGAGAUUGGUGACCGGAAUGGUGAGCUGACAGCUCGGAUGAAUCUGGAGCAGUUGAUGGAAGCUUUGGGAAUGUGCGAGGGUGAUCUUUCGCCGUGUGGAUCGGAGUUCGAGGCACAAGGAGCCAGACCCAAGAACAGUAAAAGAAAUAGCAUGGACAGUGUAGAUCUGUGGAAAUAUUUGUCAGAAAAGGAGCAGAAUGGGGACAGUUACCACUUGGACGACCUGCAAAGAACCAAGAACCAUUUGUCUGGGCCAGUCAGAAGAAGGGAGUUUGCCGACAGCCAGUCAGCAGAGGAGAGGCACUGGCUAGAUUUCCACGCCUCGCCAGUUGACACGAAUGACAUCAGGGUGCAAGUAACCCAGCCUAUAGGCCGCGACCCCUCUGAUGAAGACUGCUUUUUCGACCUGCUCAGCAAGUUCCAGAGCAGCAGAAUGGACGACCAGCGCUGCCAGCUAGAUGACCAGCAGAAUGGCAUUGAAGGAGCAAGCUCUGGUCCCGAAUCUCCACUGGAUGACCGAAUCGACCCGUCCUCACUCAUGACUUCACCACAGACAGAGGAAUUCUUUGACCUUAUCGCCAGUUCACAGAGCAGGCGUCUUGAUGACCAGCGUGCCAAUGUUAGCAACCUGCCAGGGCUGAGGAUCACCCAGAACAACCUGGGACACCUAUGUGGGGAUUCAGACCCCCAGGAGCCCAGUGACGACUUCUUCAACAUGCUAAUGAAGUGCCAGUCCUCCAGGAUUGACGAUCAGAGGUGUUCUCCACCGGAUCCAGGUCCCCGGGCACCAACUGUCCCAGACGAGGACUUUUUCAGCCUGAUUCAGAGGGUCCAGGCCAAGCGGAUGGACGAGCAACGUGUCCGCCUGCCCUCAGAAGACCAGGACGAUCCUGGGACAGAUUCUCCUUCGCCACCCCUCGGGGAAUCCAGCUAGGGCCUGGCUGGUAGAUCGAUCUGCGGUGCAGGAACCUGACAAAACCAGCCGAUCCAUCCUCCUUUUCCACACAGGGUGGAAACAGACCAGCACUGGAACAUCACAGAGCAGAGCUGACUUCUCUAAAAAGAAGAAUCUGCACCCAUCUUAAAAUGCCCAGAUCCAGUGUUGGAGAGAUUUGAUUACAGUCAAACUAGACCUCAUACACACAGCUGACUUAAGCGGACAACUUGGUACGUCUGCUGUGACAAGAUCCAAUUUACAACUCCACUGUCAGAGGAAUGGCUCCAGCUGGUAAAAGUGGGGAAUGAAGACUGAGCUUUCUACUAGUUGCCUUUGUUAUCAUCGACUUUUUUGUUGUAUCUGAAUUUCUUCAGCCGCUUGCUUUCCAGAAUGCACCGACUGCACUUGCAGUUGUUAAGAAGUGUUCGCUGGAUCUGUUUCAGAUUCUAGACGUGAAAAAUGUUAUAUUGAUUACAAGGUAAUGAUAUUAGGUGGGUGCACAUUGCAGUUAUUUCAACAGUGUCAAACGCAGCAGGAUUCACAAUUGUUUUUUUCUUAGUCGGCAAUAAAAGUGUUUUAAGAGGU